Molecule: messenger RNA, 3989 nt
Organism: Drosophila grimshawi
Lineage: Eukaryota; Metazoa; Arthropoda; Insecta; Diptera; Drosophilidae
Gene: Hr38
Product: probable nuclear hormone receptor HR38
Exons: 5
Coding region: 1267-3888 (873 amino acids)
Biological process (GO): cellular response to corticotropin-releasing hormone stimulus; regulation of transcription by RNA polymerase II
Cellular component (GO): transcription regulator complex; nucleus
Molecular function (GO): RNA polymerase II cis-regulatory region sequence-specific DNA binding; zinc ion binding; nuclear glucocorticoid receptor binding
Source: RefSeq, a predicted model, not a curated record
UCAAAACCAAACAACACUCAAUAAUUUAAGCGACAACAAAAUAACAUAGAAAUAUAUAAUUUGCUAACGGCACUUUUCAAUAUCAAUCACAUCAAUUCGUAUGUAUUUAUUCGCGUACAGUAUUAAGCAAUUCAUAAUUAUAACAAUACAAAAAAUACAUAUUAAUCAGGUGUGUGUGCGUGUGUGUGUGUGUGUGUUGAAAGAAUUGUCUCCAAUUUGCAACAAGUUGUCUCGUCUAGUCCAAUGCGGAAACGGAAGCCAAUGUUGUCAACGCGUCGUAUGCGUAAUCUCAGCUAAAAAACCGUUGCGCUCGUGUGGCACACGGUGCGUAUGUGUAAUGUGAACUAAUUGCAAGUGCAAAUUUGCAGCAUAAAUAAAAUCAAUUACAAAUCCAAUUGGUUGACUUGACUUGCCGUUGCAGCUGCAGCUGUUCUUAAUAAUUAAUACGUAUCCGUAUCUUUGUUGAUGUCUUCGGUGCAUUUCUUGCAAAAAAUAACAUUGAGCGAAAAGUCCUUGUGCUACAGUUACUACGCGUAUAUAUACAUACACCCGCCUACACAUACAUCCCCACAUCCGUACGUAUAUCCGUGUAUAUAUAAACGUGAGUAAGUCAUUACGUCGUCGAUUGCUUACGUCGCCAGUGGGGAAACUGCGCAAACGCUAAAUUCUAAAGCAAGUUCAAGUCUAAGGACAUGCAAAAAAAGCAAGGACACUGCCGCGAGUGCUUAUAUGUGUGUAUGUGUGUGUGUACAUUUUAGUGCAUACAUAGAUAAUGAAGACAGCAAUAAUAACUGCAAGGUCUCAUUACAACAACAAAAACAACAACAACAACAACGGCAACAACAAACAAAACCAAGAACUAUAAGAAAAACUACAACAAUUGCAGUGCUUGAAUAAAAAAGGAAGUUGUUCACAAUUUUGGACGUCGGGCUGGAUCUCCAUCGGCUUGGAGUGCGCCACACAGGUGCAGAUACAACACCAACAACCACAUCCAGUGAGUCCCGCAGAACGCCACCCACAAAAUUAACGGAGCAAGGCUCGAGACCUUUCACAAAAAUCGCCAGCAAAUUGAAAAACGUAAAGAGCGAAAGUGUAUCCAGUGGAACAGCGAGGAUAACGACGACAACAGCUCCAGUUCGAUCACCCAAAGCCGAAACAGAAACCGACACAGAAUCAGAUUCAAAAGUUGCAGAAACUGUGACGGCAACAACUGCAGAACGCACUAAACUCAGCCAAGUGAGGCUAACUAACCAAUCGACUACAAGCAUGUUACUUUUGCAACCCAAUAGCUCCUUUAGUUCACUCUCGUCGUUCGACAAUUUCUCAACGCAAACCGUGACAACGACAACAGCGACGUCGGCAGCAGCAGCAGCAGCAGCAGAGAGUAGUGCUGGACAUCAUCAUAAUCAUCAUCAUCAUCAUAAUCACCGGCAUCAUCAUCAGCAUCAGCAAACCCUGCAAUCGCAUCAACAACACAAUCAACACUUGCUGCUGCCCACAUCCAGCCAGGACACAUUGCUCUCCCAUGAGGAGGAUCAGCUGAUAAGCAAUCUGGCCGAUGCAGCCGUCACGCACAGUGAACUCUUCUCGGAUUUAUUUUUCCCCUCGGACUCGAACAACUCCCUACUAUCGCCGGCACUGGAGCACCACUCGGUCGCCAGCUAUCCGGAUACACAGGUGGAUGUGCCGCCGCCGUCCUCCCAUGAGACAUUGAUUGGCAGCAGCGAGGACAUCACUAGCUCCAUUGAGAAUCUCACCAAGCUGACGUGCCUGCGCGACAAGCGACUCUCCUCCAUCCAAGAUCAGCCAGCUGGCAGCUCCGAGCAGGAUCACCAUUCGAUCUGUCUGCUCAGUCUACGCUCCAGCAGUGAUCCCGCUAUUGCUCUACACGCCCAGCAGCAACAACAACUACAGCAACAACAACAACAACAUCUGCAGGCAGUCCAUCAGUUGCAACGGCAGCGACACGGCGCCAGCGAUUUACUGAUCUCACCAAUUGGGGGGCCGCUCUCGUGCGGCAGCAGCCUACCCAGUUUCCAAGAGACCUAUUCCCUCAAAUACACCAGCAGCAGCGGCAGUCCCACGCCCCCCACUGCCACGCCCUCCGAUCAGUUGCUAACCCUCAAAAUGGAUGAUGAUUGCUUUCCGCUGACCAACACCGCUGCGGAAGUGUUGGCGGGUCUUAGUUCAGGUCCUCCCUCCGGGCAGCUGCAGUCGCUGCAUCAAUUGCAUCAAGCUCAACCCACACACCUCUCACAUUCCGGCAACAACAAUAGCAACAACAACAGCAACAACAACGCAAACAACAACAACAGCAGCAGUGGCAGCUACAACUAUCAUGGCCAUUUCAAUGCCAUCAAUGGCGCUUCCAAAUUCUCGCCAAGCUCAUCAGCCAGCUCGCUCUAUGAGUACAGUGGCCAGAAUGAUCUGUUCUAUGGCCAACAACAACAGCAACAACAUGGCUAUCAGCAGCAUAACUACAACAUGAAUAAUGGCGAGCGUUUCUCUCUGCCCACAUUUCCCACCAUAUCAGAGCUGGAGGCAGCGAACGCUGCUGCCGCCGAUGCCAAUGCUGGUCCCACCUCCGGCUCCAAUUCCGUCGUCGCCGUCUCUAUGCCGCCCAUGCGACGUGCCUCGUUGCCCGUGCAACGUUCCGUUUCGCCCGCUGCUGCUGCACACAGUCCCAAACUGGCCAAGUUGACUCUUGGUCCGCGACAUGCUCAUGCUCAUGCCCUGCAGGUGCAGUUGAGUUCCACGCCCAAUUCAGCGGCCAGUUCACCAGUGAGUGGAGCUGGUGUGGAUCUCCUACACAGCCAGGCGGGCAGACUGCUGCAGUCGGCGAGCUCCUCGCAGUUGUGCGCAGUGUGCGGAGAUACCGCCGCCUGUCAGCACUAUGGUGUGCGAACCUGUGAGGGCUGCAAGGGAUUCUUCAAGCGAACCGUGCAGAAGGGGUCCAAGUAUGUGUGCCUGGCGGACAAGAGCUGUCCGGUGGAUAAGCGGCGACGUAAUCGCUGUCAGUUCUGUCGCUUUCAAAAGUGUUUGGUGGUGGGCAUGGUCAAGGAAGUGGUGCGCACGGAUUCUUUGAAGGGUCGCCGCGGACGAUUACCAUCGAAGCCAAAGUCGCCGCAGGAGUCACCACCAUCGCCGCCCAUAUCGCUGAUAACGGCGCUGGUGCGCAGUCAUGUGGAUACAACACCGGAUCCCUCGUGCCUCGACUACACACACUACGAGGAGCCACUCGAUCCGCUCACGCCGCCAAUUGUGGCCAGUGCACUGGCCAUGAGUGAGGCUGACAAGGUGCAUCAGUUCUAUCAGUUGCUCACCAGCUCGGUGGAUGUGAUCAAACAGUUUGCUGAGAAGAUACCCGGCUAUCUGGAUCUCACCUCCGAGGAUCAGGAACUGCUCUUUCAAUCCGCCUCGCUGGAAUUGUUCGUCUUGCGUCUGUCGUAUCGGGCACGCAGCGAUGAGACCAAGAUGAUAUUCUGCAAUGGCACAGUGCUCCAUCGGAAUCAGUGCCAGAGAUCCUUUGGCGAUUGGUUGAACGGCAUCAUGGAGUUUAGUCGCAGCCUGCAAAAUCUCGAGAUUGACAUAUCGGCAUUUGCCUGCCUCUGUGCACUAACCCUGAUAACAGAGCGUCAUGGCCUGCGUGAGCCAAAGAAAGUGGAGCAGUUGCAAAUGAAGAUCAUUGGCAGCCUGCGGGAUCAUGUCACCUACAAUGCGGAAGCGCAAAAGAAGCAACAUUAUUUCAGUCGACUCCUGGGAAAAUUGCCCGAAUUGCGCUCUUUGAGCGUGCAGGGAUUACAGCGGAUAUUCUAUUUAAAACUGGAGGAUCUGGUGCCUGCACCGGCAUUAAUCGAGAACAUGUUCGUCACCACGUUGCCCUUUUAGGCGCCACACAUACAUCAAAUCACAUCACAUCACAUAACUUUGCUUCCUUAAACUUUAGCUUUUAAUAACAUAAUUAAACAUAACAUAUACAUAUAUAUAUA